This is a messenger RNA of Entrophospora candida, 545 nucleotides long. Lineage: Eukaryota; Fungi; Glomeromycota; Glomeromycetes; Entrophosporales; Entrophosporaceae. The record is from the annotation of a GenBank genome assembly.
AAGAUUUGAUCAGUGAUUUAAUAGUUAUUACUACUACUAAAAACAGUGAUAAGGGCAAAAAAUCUAUGGUAGUGGUGGAAAAAGAGAAAAGAUUUUCCAAAAACUUUGGCAAAUUUCCUCAAUCUAAAUUAGGAGUAAUGAUGGUUGAAAAAUCAAUGGUCAAAGUAAACCUCAUUAUUAAAGAAAAUGCACAAGAUUUGAUAUCUUCUACAAAAACAGCUGAGCUUAUGGAAACUCGUGCAAAAUUUCGUGAAACAUUUGAAAAACCACUUGGAUGGUUUAAUUCAGUAAAAUUGGAAGAAGGUGUUUACUUUCAAGCACCAGAUGAUAUUACCAAACCAGAUUCACUGUAUUUAAAAUUUCAAAAUGUUUUAAAAGAAAUUAUUGAAAAGGAACCUGAAUUGGCUGAACAAGUAAAAAAUGGUGAAAAAGAUUUAGGAGUUUUAGAGAAUCAUGAAAAAGCUAGGGAAUUUCUUGGACUUGGACCACCAGUAACUUCACUAGUAACUUUACCAUCCGAACAAGAAGAAUUAGAAGAUUCUUAA